Molecule: messenger RNA, 2037 nt
Organism: Equus quagga
Lineage: Eukaryota; Metazoa; Chordata; Mammalia; Perissodactyla; Equidae
Gene: CCDC60
Product: coiled-coil domain containing 60
Exons: 15
Coding region: 1-1800 (599 amino acids)
Source: RefSeq, a predicted model, not a curated record
AUGACCAAGAUACCGGCCACCAAGAAGAUUCAGAGUUCCUCCAACUUGGGUGGCCUCUGGCCGUUUUUUGCCUCAGACCAUCUAACACCGCUACACGACGGCUCAGAGGCUCCCCAGGCUCCAGAGGAAGACCUGAAGCAGAAGGAGGAGCUGCAGAUGCUGGAGUUGGGGCACUGCCAGAGUGCACAGGAGCCGUCCCCACCGCAGCAACUGAAGGUGGAGGUGGCCCCGGAGCACACAGUCCAAGACAAGCCAAUGAAGAGCCUCAAGUAUAUGGACCGAGAAAUUAUAAACCUCAAAAAAGACCUUGUACGAAGCCGCUUCUUGAUUCACUCUGUGAAGAUAGGCAGGAGCUAUUUUACCAUGCUGAGGGAGGAGAGUGCAAUGAAAAAGAAGCAACAACAACUUCAGAAACUGCAAGAGGAAGAAAAGCAUAAAUUCACACCAGCCAAAAAGAUCUCGGAAGUCCAGUACGGGGACAUUCUUUUGACCACAUACGAUGAUGAUAAGACCAAGAAGAUGGGUGCUGGAGUCAUCCUUCGCCCAUUCACCCCCGUGCACAGCUGCAUCAUUUCGUCCUCACUGCCUGUGGCUCACGUGGAACCCCUCUUCCGCCAGCUCUGUGCCCUCCACUGGCUCCUGGAGGCCUUGACUAUUGACCACACCCACCACACCAUGAAGCCUGUGAUCACCUGCUGGAAUCCAAAGGACCCAGGUGGAAGCAAGAACACGAUUAGGAAAAUCACUAAGGACAAGUCCAUGGGACAGAGGUGGGAGCACUUUGUCACAGCACCAAAGACCAAGAAAUUCAAAAUUCCCGGACUACGUCCCACUGCCCGCAAACCGAGCCGGCGAGGCUCCACACUCAGUCUGUCUCGGACCAGCGGGGGGUCGUCCCCCCAGAGCAGCAUGGUCUCUGUGAACCCCGGCUCAGAUGAGCCCCCGAGUGUGACCACCCAGGCCACGUGCAGCAAGGACGUUGAGGACAAUGAAUCAUCUUCAACCAAGCAGGAGGAAGAACCUCUCCAUAUCAAUCUGCAGAAGCUCCUGGAGAUGGUGCGGGAAGAUGCCCGGAGAACGAUCGCAAUGGAAAAUGGGACGCAAAGAAAAGCGCCCAGCAUCUUGUCAAUGCUCAGACAAAACAAGAGCGAUUCUGCCUACAAGGACAUGCAGACCACCCACAAGUCAAGUGACAGAUCCAGCAGUACAAGUGGAGAGAGCCACAUUCAGCCAGUCCAAAAGAAGUCUAAAAGCCGCACCAACCGUGACAUCAUCCACUCUAAGAGUGGGGUUUGUAACGCCAUGAGGGCCAAGUUUUACAGCGUGGCCCAGGAGGCUGGCUUCUGUCUGCAGGACAAGAUGGAAAUCCUCAUGAAGCGCCAAGAAGAGAGAGGUCUCCAGAAGUUCCAUUCUUUCAGCCUUGUCUCAAAUUUUCAAAAGGAUACAGCAAAAAUGAGACAUCAAGUCCCCGUGGUAAAAGGAGACGCAGAAGAAAUUGCAGACCACUGGUACUUUGAUCUGCUGUCCAAACUCCCUGAGGAUCUGAAGAAUUUCCGCCCCGCCAAAAAGAUCCUGGCAAAACUACAGAAAUUUGGGGAAAACCUGGACCUGAGGAUCCGGCCCCACGUCCUCCUGAAGGUCCUGCAGGAUCUGAGAAUCUGGGAACUGUGCUCUCCAGACAUUGCUGUGGCCAUUGAGUUUGUGCGAGAACACAUCAUCCAUAUGCCCCAAGAGGAUUAUAUCAACUGGCUGCAGAACCGGAUCAACAUCCCCAUCCGGCCCCACAGUGCCCAGGUGUAGUCUAGGUCUGAGUCGAUCAGCUACGCCAGUGGAGGAGGGUUAGUCUACACUGUGUUUCUGCCUCCCGCCUCUGUUUCUGCUUCCUGCCUACUCUCAUGGAUACUCACUACGAUAUAGUAGAAUCAUCUGGAGACUGACUUCUGGCAACAAUCUAGAGGGAGAUACUCCCAAAUGGAAACUCCCCUCACCCUCACACCCCAGCCCCAACCUCCCAGUCUCUCUUCCUCAUUGGUCCAG